AUGUCAAUUAUGCGUAAAAAAAAUCGUACAAAAUAUACUGACGAUGACGAUGACAAUGAUAAUAGUGGUUAUUAUAAUCAAAAUAUUGAUUACUCAAUGAGUAAUAAUGUUAAAUAUUUAACACCAGAACAAUAUCAUUGGAGACAACAUAAAGAAGUACCUAAUAGUUUGUCAAGAUCAUCUACUGAUGAUGAAAUACAACUAGAUAAGAAUACUGAAUAUACUCUAACACCAUCAAAAUAUCGUCUUAGACAAAUCUAUCCUGCUUUAUGGAAUUCUAAUGAAAACCAAUAUAAUCAUCAAGAUCAACAAGAAUCAUUUGAAGAUAUUGAUCAAAAUAACGUAGAAAUAUCGUAUACAGAGUAUCCUGUUAUGAUGGAAGAUUUUAUAUUAACAAAAAAACCAAUUGAAGAUGAUACUACUUAUUAUUAUAAACCUAAACAUACACAAGUAUCAUAUGGAUACAAAGAUGCAUUGAAUAGUUCUGAAGUUCCAGAACGUGCAAUGAAAAACAUAAAUGAAUAUGUUCCACAACCAAAUCGUAAUUUAUCAUCAAAUUCUCUAGAUGAUGAAAAAUUAUAUUCAAAUAGACCAUCAAUAUCAAAUAAUAUUGAUCAUCGAUAUCAAUCAUUUGCUCAUAGUAAUGGAUUCUCACCAACAAUCAUUCCAUUUUCACGUAUUGUUCGAUCCACAACAGAUGAUAAUUUGAAUGAUUUUAUACCUACAAGUUUUCGUGGACAGAAUGGUUCAUAUUCUGUAUUUUAUCGAUCACCAUUAUCUUCUAGAGAAUAUCUUCAUGAAAAAAAUCCAUCGAAUAACGAUAAUUACGUUUCAACAGAACUAGAUAGCAAAUAUUAUUUCGGUAAAGGAUCUGAAUAUAAUCCGGCGAAUCAACAAGAAGACUAUUCUAACAAGGACUCAAUUUGUGUAUCAUUUGGGCGUGAACAACCAACACCAACACUAAAGCAACCAACACCAACAAUAGAGCAAUCGAUACCAAUAAUUCAACAACAACAACCAAAAAAAAUACUAAAACCAUCGGCUUUUACUAUUUAUGCCAAUAAUAAUAAUAAUAAUAAAAAUAAUAAUAAUAAUAUUAUUUUUCAAGAAGUAACUGAUAUUGGAACAGCUACUGAUGGUCUUUCUUUAGAUCAAACACAGUUAAAUACAUCGAGCAAUAAUGGAAAUUCUUCUUUCCAAAAAGUACAUAAAGAAAAUCGAGAAUCAUUAUUUACAAAGCAAAGUUCUCGUAGUGAAAGUGAAACAUAUCGAGUUCGUCAACAAUCUAGAAGUUAUACAAAUGAUGGUAAAUAUGAUACAGAUAACAGUCCAACAAAUCAAAAUUCAACACGUAGUUCUAAUAAUAAAGCAUCAACAAAUCAUUCAUAUAUAAAUCCAAAUAGGCCUACUAAUUACAAUUCAGAUACUAUAAACAAUGAUCAAUCAUCAAAACAAUCAUCAUCAGUUCAAUAUAAUGCAGAUGAAAGUCAUCGAUCUACACCUCAACCUUCAUCAAUAAUUCGAAAAUUACAUGAAACAAAUCCACUCGCUAAUUCACAAAAUACCGAAUAUGAAAAUGUUUUCAAUAAUACUGAAUAUCAACCGAGUUUAUCUAAAAAAUCAAGUGCAAAACCAUCAACAAUACCUACUAAAACAGGUGAUGGUUCAGAUACUAUUCAUUCAGGUCUUACACCUCGUCGACCAUCUUCAACACCACCAACUGAUUUAGAGGCUGAAACAAGAAACGGUAGUGGACGUCAACAUCCACGUCCAACAUAUCCUACAACACCAAGACCACCUCAUGAUAAUCAAAUGGAUGGAAACUAUGAUUCUGAUACAACAUCUGAGCCUACUCGUCGAAUUCCUCCAUCAAUAGUUGAAUCGAAAAAACCGAAACUUAUAGAUGGAUUUACUCAAUCUGAAGAAAGACCUACACGAAAUGUUGGUACAAUGCAUGAACCAAUUCAAACACGAAAUUUUGGUAAUGAAGUACAACCACAAUCAUCAUCAACACAAACAUCAUAUCCAUCACAUAUAAAACCAUCAAAAGAACCCUUUACUUUUAUAGAACGCCGUGAACCUAUUGAAGCACCAUGUACUAACUAUUAUCCUGAUUCAAGAAUAUGUGGUUCACCACAACAUGUACCUGAUGAUGUAUACUAUGAUCUAUAUGAUAAAAAACCUCAUGAACAUAUUGAACGUCGAUCUCCAUCACCAUCACCACCUCGACAAACAACUGAUUAUAUUUAUGAUGGACAUUAUCAUCCAUGUUAUCAUACACAAUAUAAAGAUCAUUCACAUCAUCAACCAAUUUCAUCAGAUGAUUAUGAUCGUUCUCAAAGAUCUCGUACUUAUUCUCCACCAUUACCACCAUCAGUAAUAUUACAUCGUCCUAUUACUAUACCAACUCAUGAUCGUAUACUAACACCAACACAUCGGACGCGUACAGCAUCAUCACCACAACAACGACCUCGUAAACCAUCACCACAAUAUCGAUGUCAUACUCCAACGCCUUCACGUCCUUCACGUCAUGUUUCACCAAAUCGUCGACCACGUUCAACUACUCCACGUCAUCGACCACAUAUGCAUUCACAAGAAACAGAUACAAGUCUUGAUGCAAUGAGAAAACAACAUCAUACAGGUGUUCAAUAUGAACCUCGAUCAACACAAGAAAAAGGUACAACGCCAAGUAUACGAACAAGAAUACAACCAAUAAAUCAACGUUCAACAACAAUAAAUUCAUCAAUAUAUUAUCAAGAAAAAUAUCCUACAGCACAUCCAACAUUAACUAGAGAUUAUGAUCGUUCACGACAACAGUAUUGUAGAAAACCACCAAAUUACGAUGAUUAUAUAGAAGAUUAUUGUCGACACAAUGAAGAAGACGAAGAAGAAGAAGAAGACGAAGAUGAAACACCUUCAAUGCAUGAUCAAUCAACUAUGGCUGAACUUAUUGUUUAUUUAGAUCAUUAUACACAAUGUGAAUCACAACCAUUUAUGGCUGAUCGUUAUAUUCAAACAACACCAAUAGUAGAUGAAAAUGAACAACGAAAUAUACCUGAUUAUGCUGAUGAAUCAUUUAUUCGACAAUUACCACGUAGUGGUUCAAUAUCUAUUCAACAACCAAUGAUUAUACAACCAGAUUCAUUACCACGUCGACAACCAUCACGACCAUCACCAACACGUCCUAAACGUGAUGGUAUUGAUUAUACAGGAAAUAAUCUUGAAGUUUCACUUCAUCAUGGUUUACAACGAGUAUCAUCUAUACGAGAUUCACCUUUACUUAAUAUUGGUACUCAAAAUGUUCUAAAUCAACCAAUUGCAAAUGAAUAUGUUACUCCAUUUGAAACACGUUUUAUAUAUGAAUCAGAUACUACAUCAUCAAUGAGAUCGAGAAGUGAUCGUUCCGUUCUUGUACCUGUUCUUAAUUCAGCACGGACUCAUCUAUUUACUAGAAGUCCACCACGUCAAUCAAAAAGUAAUGGAAAUUUUUAUCUUUCAACUGCACCACCAUCACGUUCAACAAAUUCAUCAUUGCGUAUUGAUAUAGCAACUGAUAAAUCUUAA
Molecule: messenger RNA, 3564 nt
Organism: Rotaria sp. Silwood1
Lineage: Eukaryota; Metazoa; Rotifera; Eurotatoria; Philodinida; Philodinidae
Source: the annotation of a GenBank genome assembly